CUGUUCAGUUACCUUGACAACACAGAUACGUUGUGCAACCGGAAGCUGCGCAUGGGCAAACUGGGGGAUGGAGGCUGGGAGAUCUGUGACGACCCUGGUUACCGCCCAGUAAAGAAUUGUAUCGUGUACUCGUUUGGAAUCAACAACGAUUUUUCCUUUGACGAUGACACGGCCAAAAAUUAUGAGUGCAAUGUUUUUGCCUUUGAUCCAAGUAUGAACCAGGCCAGUUACCAGAGGUCGCCACGUGUCCGGUUUUUGAGGAUAGGCAUCGAUGGAAGAGACUACAAAAGGGCAGCUUGGGACAUGCGUACAUUGACGAGUAUGAAGAAAAUGUUGAACCACACGGGGAGAGUCAUUGAUGUCUUGAAGAUGGAUGUGGAAAGUUCAGAAUGGCCUUCAAUCCCCAACAUAGUGUCAUCGGGCGAACUGUCCAAAGUCAGACAGUUUCUCGUGGAAUAUCACGGAACUUGCACCGAAAGGAAUGACUGCAUCAACAGACUGAAAAUAUUGAAAGACGUCUAUGAUGCAGGUUUCAGGAAAUUUUCUGUCCACAAAAAUCAUCACUGUGGGUUUACCAAUAAUUUCUUUCCUGUCGUGAGGACACUUUGCUAUGAGAUUCAUUACGUGAACAUUAACCUUAUGUGAGUAUUAACAGAUCUCGGGAUUUUCAGACAAACAGGUUUUGGGCCGUAUCAGUAUUUUCAUUGCUCCUGGGUAUUCCAUAGUUCAGGUUAUUUCACUUAGACAUUACCUGAGAACACUAUCAGAAUUGUCUUGAAGUACAUAUCAAAUGACCUAUGCCAAGAAUGUCACACGCUAAAUGCUUUUUUUGGCGAAUCAUCUUGCCUUGCAAAAACCACCCUGCAGAGAUGCCAACCCUCCCGAAUUUAUCGGAAUCAUCCCGAAAAUUGCAUGUGGAUUCCGUCAUUCCGACAAAGCCAAAUCCAUUUUGAUUUU
Molecule: messenger RNA, 957 nt
Organism: Haliotis rubra (blacklip abalone)
Lineage: Eukaryota; Metazoa; Mollusca; Gastropoda; Lepetellida; Haliotidae
Product: probable methyltransferase-like protein 24
Exons: 4
Coding region: 52-645 (197 amino acids)
Source: RefSeq, a predicted model, not a curated record